AUGGAUUCUUGUCAAGAAGAAUCGGAAUUAGCUCACAGUCAAGCAUUCCGUAAUCUUCUUAUCAGCAUUGCAGUCAUAUCAGCUCUAGCAGUUAUUGCUGAAUUGUGGGCGAUAAAAGGUAAAACCAGUCAGAUGUUACUCCAUCAAAAUACCCGAAUGUUGCUCAUCGUUCACCAAAUAUGGCUUAUCAUUCACUGCAUCGCCAGAAUCAUUGCUUAUGUGUAUGUAAUGAUUACAUAUCACAAGCAUACUGACAACAAUUGUGAUCACAUGAUGUCAUUACGGGAAUGCUUCAUGAUUCGUACAUUAGUCACGUUAACAAUAUUUUUGAACGCCAUUUCGAUACCAGCGAUAGUCAUUGAACGAGCGAUUGCGACGUAUUUUACAUCAACAUAUGAAAAAAUUGGCAACAAAAUCGGUGUUACGUUGGUCACAGCACAGGUAUUUGAAACAAUUCUAUCAGACAGGAUACGCCGUGAAAACACUCAGCUCAGUUUGUCGCAACGUUAUCAGAUCAAGGAAAAUAUCAUGUCUAUUCAGACAAUGUUACCGCUUCUGGCAUUUCAGUCAUUAUUUUUAACUAUAUUUUUAACUGCGAUAUUAUUAAAUUACUUAUUAAACUUCAACUUAACCACAAAACGAUUUGCAUUUUAUAUAGAAGGUUUGUUAUUUUAGCU
Molecule: messenger RNA, 677 nt
Organism: Thelazia callipaeda (thelaziosis nematode)
Lineage: Eukaryota; Metazoa; Nematoda; Chromadorea; Rhabditida; Thelaziidae
Source: the annotation of a GenBank genome assembly